Branchiostoma belcheri (Belcher's lancelet) is the source of this 2521-nucleotide messenger RNA. RefSeq lists its product as uncharacterized. NCBI's taxonomy places the organism in Eukaryota, Metazoa, Chordata, Leptocardii, Amphioxiformes, Branchiostomatidae. Gene Ontology annotation, biological process: proteolysis. The transcript has 22 exons. Gene Ontology annotation, molecular function: zinc ion binding; metalloendopeptidase activity. The coding region runs from base 69 to 2477 and encodes 802 amino acids. The record is from RefSeq and is a predicted model, not a curated record.
GUGUGUAUAAAUACAAGUACGUGCUCUGUGAUAAUUGAGACCCAGUCCGACUUGCUAAUUGUCUCAACAUGAACACAUUGCCUGUCUGUGCCGUACUUCUGGUGCUCGGGGCCGGACUGGUGGCCAGCGCGCCAGCCGACGGCCGCCGGACCCCGCCGGAACCACAGACUGUCACCAAGGCCAUCCUGGAGGCAAACGAGGGGUUGAACCUGUACCAAGGCGACAUCGAUGGUCUGGAUCCUAACUCCCGUAAUGCCAUCCAAGAUGCAACGCGUUGGCCAAAUGGAGUGAUUCCCUACGUCAUCGGUAGUGAAUACAGCUAUUCCUGUUUUGACACUGACGGUAACUGUGCGUAUUGGGCCUCCGUGGGAGAAUGCUCCAACAGCCCAGCCUACAUGCAGGGCAGCUGUCCGCAGAGCUGUGGCAUGUGUGGCCGCUCCGCUACCGCAAGAUGUACCGACAACAAUGAGUGGUGCUCCUACUGGGCUGGUACCGGAGAGUGCCAGAACAGCGCUGACUACAUGAAUGCCAACUGCCAGCUCAGCUGCGGACUGUGUGGCGGUGGCGGGGGUGGGGGAGCCUGUACGGAUAACCACGAGCAUUGUGGGUACUGGGCCAGUGUGGGCGAGUGUACCAACAGCGCCGACUACAUGCACCAGAACUGCCUGCUGAGCUGCAACCUGUGUGGUGGGGGCGGGGGAACUAACAACAACAACAACGGGGGCACGACUCUUCAAACUGCCUCAGCCGGGUCGGAGGUUGGUCGGAUUCAAGCCGCUAUGGAGGAGUUCCACCGGAGGACCUGCAUCCGCUUUGUACCCCGAACUAACGAACAGAACUACAUCCACAUCAGGAGGAGUACAGGUUGCCAUGCCUAUGUGGGUGUUCAGGGCGGGGCCCAGGAAGUGUCUCUCGGUGACGGCUGUCUCGGGAAGGCGACCAUCAUGCACGAGCUGAUGCACGCUGCCGGCUUCUGGCACGAACACUCGCGACCGGACAGGGAUGACUGGGUCUAUAUCUACCUGGAAAACGUGCCUCAAGAUUCUUGGCACGCCUUUGACAAACACUCGGAGACCCGCACCCUGGGCCUGGCGUACGACUAUGGAUCCAUCAUGCACUACGAGAGCCACGCCUUCAGCAUGAACGGGAGGCAGGUGAUCGUACCCAGGCAUUCCACGAAUGGCAUCGUCCUGGGAGCUGCUCAAGACUUCAGUUACCUGGAUCUGCAGAAGCUCAACACGCUGUACCAAUGCCAUAAUGGCAAAACCAAGCUUUCCGAUCAUCUCAACAUGCGUGCCUCGACAGUGUCCGCGGUACUUCUGGUGUUUGGAGUCGGAUUGGCGGCGAGUGCGCCAGCCGACAGCCUCCGGAGGUCGCCAGAGGCAGAGUCCGUCACCAAGGCCAUCUUGGAAGCAAACAAGGGAUUGAAUCUGUAUUCAGGCGAUAUCACCGGUGUUGAUCCUGACUCCCGUAAUGCCAUCACUGAUGGACGACGUUGGCCGAAUGGAGUGAUUCCUUACGUCAUUGGCAAUGAAUUUACUACUUCCUGCUCUGACACCAACGGUAACUGUGCGGGUUGGGCGGCCUCGGGCGAGUGUGACGCCAACCCCGGGUACAUGCUGUCCGAAUGUGCGCAGAGUUGUGGCCUCUGUAGCCGCUCCGGAUCCGCAAGAAGCUGUCAAGACAACCACGACUCCUGUGCCUACUGGGCCAGUAUCGGCGAGUGUCAGGCAAACCCCAACUACAUGCUGAACUACUGCCAGCUGAGCUGCAGCGUGUGCACGGCAGGUUGUUCGGACAAUAACCAGAAUUGUGGCUUUUGGGCCAGCAUUGGAGAGUGUGCCGCCAACCCCAACUACAUGCUGGUGAACUGUCAGUUGAGCUGCAACACCUGUGGUGGGGGCACCGAUGGAGGUAACAACGGAGGGGACAAUGGAGGCGCAACGAUUCUGACUGCACCUGCCGGAUCGGAGGUUGGUAGAAUCCAGGCCGCUAUUCUGGAGUACAACCAGCGGACAUGCCUCCAGUUCAAGCCCCGAACCAACGAGCGGAACUACGUCCACAUCAAAAGACUUACUGGUUGCAACUCGCAAGUUGGUUCUGUCGGUGGGAUGCAGGAGUUGUCUCUCGGUACCGGAUGUCUCGGAAAGGGAACGAUCCUGCACGAGCUGAUGCACGCUGUGGGCUUCUGGCACGAACAUCAGCGGCCGGACAGGGAUGACUACGUCACCAUCUACCGUGAAAACGCAGAAUCCCAGCACCGUCACGCCUUCGACAAGCUGUCUACCUCCCGCACCCUGGGCCUGUCGUACGACUAUGGAUCCAUCAUGCACUACGAGAGCCACGCUUUUAGCACCAAUGGAAGGGCGACCAUCGUGCCCAAGCUUCCACUGAACGGCAUCGUCCUGGGAGCUGCGCAAGACUUCAGCUCCCUGGAUCUGCAGAAGAUCAACAAGUUGUACGAAUGCAACAAAUAAACAGGUCACUUCUGCGCACGUGCAGCUGGCCUGCUAUGAUACUC